This is a messenger RNA of Umbelopsis ramanniana AG, 906 nucleotides long. RefSeq lists its product as uncharacterized. Gene Ontology annotation, molecular function: tRNA methyltransferase activity. Gene Ontology annotation, biological process: tRNA methylation. The record is from RefSeq and is a predicted model, not a curated record. The coding region runs from base 1 to 906 and encodes 301 amino acids. Gene Ontology annotation, cellular component: cytoplasm. The transcript has 2 exons. NCBI's taxonomy places the organism in Eukaryota, Fungi, Mucoromycota, Umbelopsidomycetes, Umbelopsidales, Umbelopsidaceae.
AUGUCAUUGUCUACAUUUCAUGAGAGAAAAGAAAAAGUCAUCUCUGAGCUCGUCGAGGAGAUGAAUCCCAAUAGGUCAGACAAGUCCCCUAAAGGGUACAUCGAUGCGCCAAUUUUGGAUCUCAUGCGGCUUAUCAAUCAGCACUCCCAGUUUUACACAACAAGCAGUUGUUCUGGCCGAGUUGCAGUCUACUGCGAAGGCGUAGACGAGAAGAAGAAGACCUCAGCGGCCGAAGCCGAAGCCUCCAAAUCCACAAAAGGAGGAAAAUGGCUCUAUGUCACCCAUGAUCCGGUUUUGAUACCCGACAACCUUCAUGACAAGGAAAAGUGGAUGUUGCAAUUGUUGUUUGGAGACUCGUACGCAGAUUUGACUAUGGAACCCAUUGAGGACGACCAAGCCAUUAUAAAUCAGCAGCUUGUUUUCUUCAAGUUUGAACCUUUGAUAUUGCAUGUGGAAGCUGAAACGGCUGAAGCGGCACACGAACUGCUUGGUUUGGCAAACGUGAUUGGGUACCAGAACAGUGGCAUAACGCCAUCCAAAACUCGACACAUGCUCGCCAUUCGAAGCACGCAUAAACUCGACGUUCCCGUCGCGGCUGUCAACCCAGUCACUCAGAAAAUCCAUCUACUCGUCAAUACGGCGUACCUUUAUGUUCUUUUCCGUCUGUCUAAUCAAAAGUUCAAUCAGAAUAUUGAUCGCAUGAAGAAAUUCGAACAGGCUGUCCAGUCACAACUAUUGACCAAAGAUCAGUUAGAAACGAAAGAACAACGUCGAGAGCGUAAACGACGAGACGGCCUAGAACGACAGAAGGCCGCAGUAGGUGAAUCACAAGAAGAAAAUGAUAGAGAUGCACGAGAGCGGGGUAGAAUGAUGAUGGAUAUGUACGAAGACCUUGAAAUCUUUUGA